Bursaphelenchus xylophilus (pine wood nematode) is the source of this 3595-nucleotide messenger RNA. The record is from the annotation of a GenBank genome assembly. NCBI's taxonomy places the organism in Eukaryota, Metazoa, Nematoda, Chromadorea, Rhabditida, Aphelenchoididae.
AUGUUGCCCUAUGGCGGCGAUACCUCUACCACGUCCACCUCGGUCUCCACCUACAAUCGGCCGAGUUCAUCGACUCCUCGACUACCAAACAACAACAACUUCCUAUCACCAUUUUACAGUAAGUUUUGGGAAAAGUGCGGGCUUUUAUAAAUGCUAUUGAACAUGAGCUUUCCCAAAUAUUCAACACGACCUUUCCCAGUACAAGUUGGAGAUCAAGAAGUGUAGUCUAAAGUUAGGAUGUCGAUCUGUUUAUGUAAGCCGAUCCCCCAUGUGGAUGUAUUUAUCUAUGGGCCCAAACAAUGGCCCAAGCAGAAGUCACGCUCCCAGGGGUCGGGUCGAGACGUUCCAAGGACACAAAUAAUCGCUCGGAGCAUAGCUGACAUUGUUCGCCUCAGUCUUGAUGAUGUUACACAUGAAGCCGGCUUUGACCUUGCACCUCAUUUCAUUAAUACCCGAAAUACGGGAAACAGGGCUGUCAGUCAAUCAUCCCCUGGGCCCAAGGUUAAUUUAACGUUUCAGUUCCGAGUGUAAAGUCUUUAAACUUGCCCAACUCGGCUCCUUGUUCACUUUUUUUCAUAUUUCUUGGGUGUUUCGGAACGUCUGAAGGCUGGCUCCGGACUUGCUGAUUUCCCACGAGAAGCCGACAAUAGCCUGGUUUCUUCGUUCAAUGUUUUUGAAAGGUUAAUGCAAAGGAAAUGAUAGCUCUCCAAUUAUGUCCUGUUUUGAUGUAUUUUUUCGGCGGCGUUCCAGUUAGAUUGGGAUUACUAGCUAGGCGAUGACUUUACUUGUUUCCUAAUGUAGCUCACUUCUAUCUUUACUACUCCUUUUAAAACCCUUCGUCCAAAAGAGUCAACAUUCUUCGAGUUGUUUGUCUUUUCAAAACACUAUAGCCCACUUCAACUUAUGCUAAUUUAUGGAGAUUAUUAUAACUGGGUUCGCUUUCAGAGAUCCUCCGAAUUCCCCAAAGAAACAUAAUAUUAAAGAAUUUUGCGUCACAUGGUUCAAUGCUUACUAUUUUUUUUUCCUUUAGUCACACUCGGAACGGGCGAUUCCCACGUCAAAGCGGGAUUAUUUACUUUUCACGGCACUUAAUUACCGUAUUCGGAGAUGGCUAGCCAAGUAAUUGAGAUGAGAUUGACUCUUUUUUAUCUAAUUAGCUAUGAGCUUUUGUCCAAACGCCUCGCGGUUGUACUCUAUGGGAGAGGGUUCCGAUCGAGCACUUUGGAUAUAUACAUAUAUAAAGAUGAUCACAGAACUUCUCGACUUUUGGUUUUGCCGUUGAAUCGAACUUCCUUGCCAAAAUGGGUUGAGAUUGAUUUCCAAAAUCUGCAGUGGCUUCUCCCAAAUUUUUGAGCUUCUUUGGCAAUGAAUUUUAAAAUCCAGUGCCCACAUUUUUUGCACUGAAAUUCGAUCCAACACCAAAAAUAAAGGCCGAGAACUUCUGUGACCGUCUUUAUAUUAAACGUCAAAUGUAACGUAAUUCGAACUCAUUAAACUGUUCGCUGGAGUCAGAACGGGAAAUCCGAAGCCACGGAGCUAUGAUUACGACAUUCUCAUGGCACGGGUGUAUAAAUCUUCCACUAUUAAGUCCUGGCGGGGUGUUCUUUUUAAUGAAACCGUUUGUUAACGGAAUUAUGCCUCAAGCAAUGAAUCCUUGGGCGCUCUCUUAUUCCUUCAGCCGUUCUGAAGACCGCAUUCAGCAACUUGAAAGCUUUAUCUUUCGGGGAUAUUAUCUAUUCCGGGGAUCGUUUUGUUACUUGGGACUCUGACUUCCGGGCUAUUGUCCUAUGUAGGGCAUUCCGUUUUCUUUUUCCCAUACCGUUUUGUCAUUGUUUCGGGUGUCAUGUCAUUUCCGAAGAUGAUAGCAUACACUGUUUUGUUGCGAUAACCUUUCGUUGAAGUUGUGCCGUGAUGUCCAUGGUGGUGGAUGUGAGGUAACGAAUGUCGAGAUCUGAUGGGGGCCGGGAAUUGCCUUCGGGCACGCCGUCCGCUUCACCACCUCCUCUCAACAACAACACCAUCAUUGUGAGGUCAAAGAAGUCGGCGUCAUCAAGUUGCCUACACUCUGCUCCGGGCCGACGUGUUCGGUUCCGGGAAGAAGGCCGUGAGAAACUCGUUCGACGCUCCCUGGGCUCAGGUGAGCGUCCAAUUAAGGCAUCUUGUCCUUUACGGAUAAUGGGCCUUGAUUUGGCAGGGUGGGUUCGAAAAUCGGGAGAACAGAAAAAGCGGGAAAGAGUAAUAUGUGCCAUUGACCCAGGUUACAUGGGCUUGUCCUUUGUAACCCCAACAAUGAGUUCCCUCCGUCCAUUGAGCGACGGCCCUCUAAUUCCGCUAAGUAGUUAUGCGCUAGCUGGCUCGCCGCUCCUUCUGACACGUGGUUGUUCCCACAACAGAGUCGCUUCGUCCGGCUCGUCAACGGGCCCUCAAGAAGGUCGGUGAGGUCUCUUGGAAGGAGGAUGUCCAAGUCCGUCGUUUUUAAACCAAAUUUACAAACCUAUUUAGCGGGGCCGCAGAAAGGACCCGGAAACAUGAAAGGUCAUGUUUAAGAGCUAUUAUGGAUGACGAGCGGCCAGUGUUCACGUAUACUCUCGUUUCAGGCCAACCCCACUCGACGGCGGAACGACAUCCUCUGGACUCGAGUUCCUCCUCGGCCGUCAACUAUAUCCCCAUGAACGAGGCCUCCUUCGACUACACGGCCGAACAGUUUGAACUUCGAGUUCAUCCACCAAAACAGUACAGAUGUUGUUGUGGUCAGAUCCAUGUUGUUGUGAGUUGUUAUUGAACUUAACGUUAACCACUUACCAGACUUCUGAAAGAGAUUUUGAACCCUUAAAACGUUGUGUUUUCAGCUCGGAACCAAACUUUUUCUCGUUCUCUACGUGGUUCUCACGAUGUUUGGACUCGUUUUUGGGAUGGUUCAGGCUAUGGUAUGGACUGGAAUCCCUUUCCUCGUCACAGUCAUGACUGUUUACGGGUUUUGUCGCAAAAAACACAAGUAUCUUUAUCCUUUUCUCAUCAUAUCUGUAAGUUGUUCGUCGUUUUGUUAUGAUUAUAUUGGUUCUUCAGGUAGUUCAACUUAUUGUUUGCUUAAUUAUGGGUCUGGUCAUUGCCACUUUCUCGAUCAUGAACUUCGAGACCCUGAAAAUGAUACUUGGUAAGUUGAGAGGCACGCAUUUCGGAUACCUUUCAUAAUAAUAUCGGAUAUAAUGUGUUCUUUUAGCACACAACAUGAAGUCAGAACCGUCGACAACUGUGAUCGUGGCCAUUGUUGGAGGAACCGUUUUGUCCUGCUUCUUGUUGGCAAUAAUCCACGUUUGGCAAGUAAUGGUUAUCUAUAGGUGAGACAUAAGUUAACUUUUUAAAUUUGUUUCCACUCUGAGAACCUCUAAGAUUGACAGUCUAAAUUAAUUCCAGUUGCCUCCAAUACUACGAAUACGACCUCCGGCCGGACCGGGCUUUGGUCAGCACUCACGGGGACCCGACCAACAACGGCUUCAGCUACUUUGAGAGCACUCAGAAGUUGCCUCAUAACAUCGACGCCUUGGCCAGCCUCAACUCGGAAAUGCAACAGAGGGGGUCCGAGUUGAUGGCCUGA